CCGAAAUGAUGGUUGUGCAAAAAAUACGACGAGCAUGCAAUUUACCCAAUGUCGCAAUUAAUGGAUUCGGUCGAAUAGGAAAAUGUGUACUCAGAUUAGCCCUCCAGUAUAACGUAAAUGUGGUUGCUGUGAACGAGCCGAGUGCCGAUGCAGCGGCGAUCGCGCACUCGUUCAAAUACGACACGGUUCAUGGGACGUAUCCCGGGAAGGUUUGCGUACACGAGAACAGUCUCGACAUCAAUGGCAGUAUCUUGAAAAUAUAUGGAGAAGAAAACCCAGAAAAGAUCAAGUGGAAUGAAUUACCGGUAGAUUACGUGAUAGAUUCGACCGGAAGGUUCACCGAAGUCGCACUGGCCAAGAAACACAUGGCUGCGGGAGUGAAAAAGGUGAUUAUCAGCGCGCCAAGCAAAGACGCACCUAUGUUCGUGAAGGGCGUCAACUUCAAUGAGUAUAAAAAGUGUAUGGAGGUAGUGUCAAAUGCGUCGUGCACGACUAAUUGUGCGGCACCGUUGUUGAAUAUUAUAAACAAAAAGUUCGGCGUAGAAAACUGUCUCUUUACCACAGUUCAUGCCAUGACAUCUAGUCAGGCUGUUCUUGACAAAACGAAAGACAGGUCGGCCCCUGGAAACAUUGUGCACAGCUCGACGGGCGCUGCGGAAGCCGUGGGAAUCGUUAUUCCUGAACUAAAAGGAAAAGUAACCGGUGACUCGAUAAGAGUGCCCACACUGGACGUGUCGCUGCUGAAACUUUAUAUAAACCUUAAAAAUUCCGUGAAACUAGAGGAAAUCAAGUGUGCGAUCUGGGAAACUGUGACAUUAUGCGACAAUGAUAUGUAUUCCUUCAUCGAAGAUAAGACUAAACUCGUCAGUUCCGAUCUCAUUGGCCAUCAGUAUUCAGCAAUAGUUGAUUUCAACCAAGUGUCGAUCAUCGGCGGAAAAUUCGUAACGAUCGGUGCUUGGUAUGACAACGAGAUGGGCUAUUCGAAAAGGCUUAUAGAUCUCUUCAAUCAUAUGGUGAAAGUGGAUAAAGAUAUAGCCGAUAAGAAAUGA
Molecule: messenger RNA, 1049 nt
Organism: Rhopalosiphum maidis (corn leaf aphid)
Lineage: Eukaryota; Metazoa; Arthropoda; Insecta; Hemiptera; Aphididae
Product: glyceraldehyde-3-phosphate dehydrogenase-like
Exons: 6
Coding region: 6-1049 (347 amino acids)
Molecular function (GO): oxidoreductase activity, acting on the aldehyde or oxo group of donors, NAD or NADP as acceptor; NAD binding
Source: RefSeq, a predicted model, not a curated record